Messenger RNA from Pelagomonas calceolata, 894 nucleotides. The record is from the annotation of a GenBank genome assembly. Lineage: Eukaryota; Pelagophyceae; Pelagomonadales; Pelagomonadaceae.
CUCGCGCGCCAUUGCCGCCGCGGCGUCCUCGCGCGCGCGCAACGCGGCGUCCUCGCGCGCCGCCGCGUCCUCGCGCGCCAUCGCCGCUGCGUCCUCGGACGCGUCCGACGCCGCGUCCUCACGCCCGUGCGUCGCCACGUCCUCGUGCGCCAUGGCCUCGAGCUCGCGCGCCCCGCGCUGCCGCUCUCUGCGCCGUCUCUUUUUUUCGCGGCGGCGGGCCGUCUCCCGCGCGGCCGCCAACCGCCGCGCGCACUCGCGAGCCGCUUCGCGAGCAAGGGCGCGAGCGGCCUUCUGCUGGGCCUUGCGAGCCGAGAUCGUGCGCAGGCCCAGCUCUGCGCACUGCUUGGCCCGCAACGCGCUCUCCUCGCGGAACGCCCGCCGCCACCGCUCCGCGAUCUUGGCGUCGUGCUUGGCCUUGGCCUCGGCCUUCUCCUUAGCCGCCGCCUUGCGCUUGGCUGCCUCAGCCUCGCGCUCUCGCAGGCGUUCCUCGCGCUCCGCCGCCUCGGCGGCCCUGUCGUUCGCCGAAGGACGGGCUUUGGCCUUCGCGCGCGCUGCAAGCACAGCCGCCUUUCUUUCGGCCUCGGCGGCCUCGGCGUAGAUCUCGGCGGCGACGAAGGGAAUGUUUCUCCCGUGCUCACUGCUGAAAACACUAACGCCAAGACGCGUAAAAGCCGCAUCGAGCGUGUCGGCAUUGUAACGGGAGCCGUACUCGUCACACUUUUCUUCCUCUGCCAUUUCCUGUCAAGUAGGCAUUAACUGGCUGCUGAAAUGCGCCCGGGCUUCCGGGGCGCACGCAGCCGUUACCCUCGUGCCCCGCAAGGCAUAUCUCCGAUUUGGGCUGCCUGAAGACCGUGGGCAGCGCGGGACUGGCGUUGCCGCUGGCUGCAAUGCCAA